AUGCCUUCAGCACUUGACCGAUACUCAAAAUGGAAGCAAAAGCGAACCGGGACGGAUGACAGCGGAAACGGAAGCGACAGCGGAACCGGAACCGAAGCGGACUCGUUCCAAAGGCGAAGCAGAACCGGAGAACGGAAGAGGAGGCGGAAGCGGAAAGCGGAAGCGGAACGGAGCCAAAGCAAAACGAUUCCCAACUUGGUAGGGGAAGCGGAAGCGGAAGCAGGAGCGGCAGCAGCAGCCCCAGCCAAAGCGAAAGCGAAGCGGAAGCGGAAGGGAAGCGGAAGCAGAAAGCGGAACGACACCAACGCGGAUACGAAAGCGGAAGCAAAAGCAUACACCAAAAUGGAAGCGGAACCGGAAGCAAAGCGUGGAAACGAAAGCGAUAGCGGAAGCAAAAGCGUAGCGGAUCUAAUGUUCCACGUGUACACCACUCUCGAUGACCACGUGGCCAGAUAUCCAAACUCUUUCAUCCGACGUAGUACCACGGACGGUGCCAUUUUUGCGGCGAUAUACAUUGGAACGCUCACAGAGCAGGAUGCGAAGAGUCCUUGUAGAGGAGCGUGA
Messenger RNA from Klebsormidium nitens, 564 nucleotides. The record is from the annotation of a GenBank genome assembly. NCBI's taxonomy places the organism in Eukaryota, Viridiplantae, Streptophyta, Klebsormidiophyceae, Klebsormidiales, Klebsormidiaceae.